Molecule: messenger RNA, 6483 nt
Organism: Cydia amplana
Lineage: Eukaryota; Metazoa; Arthropoda; Insecta; Lepidoptera; Tortricidae
Gene: ana1
Exons: 12
Coding region: 39-6338 (2099 amino acids)
Source: RefSeq, a predicted model, not a curated record
UUCAUAAAAUAAACUUUUUACUACGACCAUACGUCAAUAUGACUUCGAAGAGUGAAUCACAGGAAACAAGUGAAUUCCUCCGUCGUCGUCAGUUACGACUCCAGCAGGUUAGAGAACAGUCUAAAGAUAUCGCUAAGAAAAUAAGACAACGCGCGAAAGUUGAGAAACUACGUCAAGUGGUUGAACUUGACGAGAAGAAAGAAAGGGAUUACAAGCAGAAUCAAGAGAAAGUCGUUAAAAAACUAGAAGAGUUAUAUUCCAGAGGAUUGAGCAACGUAGGGAGCAGCCACCAGCUGGCUCGUGGGCAGAUACAAUCAGUGAAUCUUGCUGAAAAAGUUGACUUGUCCCAUCUACGAGGGAGAGAGGCUGCAGCAGAGGUAAAAAGGCAGAAGCAACAAAAAUUAGAUGAAUUGAAAAAGGUUUUGGACAGAAAGCUGCAAGCAAGGGAAGCUGCAAAUGAAUUGAGCCGUGAAAAGUCAACCAGUGCAGCAAACAAACUGUCCAAACUAUCCAGUAAAGUAAAUAUUGUUAAUGAAGAAACCAAAACUACCCCUGAAAAUGUUAAUGGAGAUGUAAACAUAAAUAACAAGGAGUUACCCAAAGAAGUGUCAAGGACAGACAUGGGCACCCAGUGGGAUAUUGAUUUACUUACUACCGAAUGGGAGCCCAGUGUCCCCGCACUAGCUCUCCCACAAGAGGAUGACAUGCAAGAGUCUGCUGUUGGCAAAGACAAUGCCGCGGACAAACAAAAGAAAAGUGAUUUGUUUGCGAUUAGCGAUGAGAUGCCGUUAAGCCUGCGUGGAGGAACUGCUAAACCUUGUCAUACUGGACAUUCAAAGCUUUCUUCAACAUUAGUUUCAGAAUACAUUCAAAAUCGGGUGCUUCGACUCAGAGAAUCUGAAAAUAACACGAGCAAGCAACAAUCAGAUGAUCUAAAGAAUUUAAGGCAGACCAUAACUCGAAGCAGACCUCUAAGGCCUGAAGGUAGUGCUAUUAGCAACAUUUGCCACGUAGUUGAAGGCCAAGCUUUUCCGGUGCCCGCGUGGCAACCCGAAACCCCCUUAAGUCCCCGAAAGUCCCUUAGAAUUACACACAACAAUCAAGCAUUAGAAAGAAAGCAUUUUCCAGUUAAUGUAUAUCAUUCAAAUAAGAUUUUUGGUUCGAUUGCUCCUGUGAAACAGAACUCGGUACCUAGUCCUGUUUCGAGAAAGGCAAGACCCUUGAUACCGCAUAGGUGUUGCGAAUAUAAUGAACUAGCAGGUCGUGCCAAUGGAUUGCUGAGGAGUAAAGAGGCCGACAAACUGUUAAGCAAGAAAAAAUCUGUUACGACAUAUAAUCACUCUACAAGAGACAGUCGGGAUGUUCCGCGCGCCGACGAGCGCAUAGUAUAUCGGGACCGCAGCCUCGAGCAGGACGCCUACUCGCUAGCGCUCAGCGAGUCCAUGUCUGCGUGUAACCACGACAGACAGAAGAAGAGUCAAGAUUCGGCUAAUAAAAUUGCUGUCACGAGACAAAACGUUGAUAAGGAAUAUAAGGAUACAAUAGCAUUUUUAAAUAGCCUCCCCAAAAAUAAAAAAACUAGACCAAUCUACAAUGCUUUCAAAGAUGAUCAACGUCUUCAAGAACAGAGAGAUAGUCGUCAAAGAAUAUUGCAACAAGAAUUUCGAAAUAUAGCAAAAGAUAGCAGGAGGCAAGAUUCUCAGGGGUGCAGAUCAAAAUCCAGAUUAGUCAGUGGGAGUCCGUCCCAGCGAUCCAAAUCACCGGCAGAUUCGAAGGUUGAUAAUAAUUGGAAUGAAAGAGAUUUCCGAUACUCGUGGAUGCCUGUUCCGGAGAGCGACAGCAAGCUGGCCGUGCACACGAUCCCCGCCGAGGGGCGGGCGGGCCGCGCGUCCCACCCGCACUCGGUCAAGUUCGGCGUGGACAGCUACCACGAGUACCGGUCGCGCCACAAGCACACCCCGCCCACCAAGGACACCGCCGGCUUCCCCGGUCACGCCGACAGGAACGCCGUGCGAACUGUCAUAUUCCAGAACGACGACGACACCUUGUCCGAUGAGUCGGUCGCCUCCGACACUAGCUCCACCGACGGCCGAGAAUCCGAUCCCAAACAAAACGUGAACAUUGACGACAGCCUAAAAAGAAGAGAGCUCACAGAUACGGAGAGAAUCAUUAUUUACAAAGUAUUAAACUACAAACACAGAAAAAAGAAUAAAUCCACUAAAGUAAAUAAUACUGAUGAUGUUGCUAAAGAUAAUGGAGGGUCGAAAGGCACUCGAGAUGAAAAUAUAACAGAACCAUUUAGUGCAGAAGAAGCAGUAUGCCAAGUCGUCGAACGCGAUGAUGAGCAUGUUAGAGAAGAUAAAAACCUACUCGGCGCUGACCACAUUACUGAAGGAGUCUAUGAAGUGGCUGGCAAAAAUAAGUUAUCUUGCAACAUAUUGGACUGUUAUCGUACAAAUGUGGAACCAUGGAAAUCAGUAUCCCAUCGUAAUAAUUGGUGGGACAACCUAGAGUCAAUGUACUACUCGGGGCUGGAUAAGAAUCAAUCCAGCAGUAGUGACAACAAAUGCGACAAACGUAAAAAAGUUCCAUGUUCCCGCAGAACUGACGCAGGGGACAGUCUUCACCAUUCGAGAAAAAAGUGCUCCUCCGCUAAAUGCAAAGGGCAUAGUCCGAAGAGUCAGCCGACGGUAGAAUCGUCGCAGAGCGGCCCUGCGGCGCCCGCUGCCGGCACUGCAGCCGCCGCCACCGCCUCGGCGCAGGACGCGGGCUUUGUCAAGCUCAUAGAUGAUGAACAAAAGCAACAAGGUAAUUUUUAUAUCGGAGCCACAGGGUUUCUCAAAAACGAUGCUUACGAAGUUAUCAUACAACUCAGGAAAAACGACACGAUCAGAGAGAGAUCGAAAGAAGUGGCGAAAACGCAAGAUGUGCCGAUUGAGCUUGUAACAGCAGAUACUAGGACUGAAAACACCACUAUUACUAAAUUAGAAGUAUCCUCAUCCUAUGGAGCUCCAUCGUUGGAACAUAAAGACGAUGUUCAGCAAAAAGUAUUGAGUAAUGAUAAUAAUUAUUUGGCAGCAACCGCUCCACCUCCACCUGUCACGGAACAGGAUUCCGGAGUGAAUGGGACAGAAGACAACGGAAAACAGUCUGUGAGUGAAACUAUUAGUGAUGAUGUACAAUCCAUAAAGACGACGCAGGAUAAAAGCGUUUCCACGUCUUUCAACGCACCGAUCCCCGAAUCUUUUGCAAAAAGUGAGCCGGUUGCCAGACCAGCGAUGUCUACCUGCACCCAAACUACGCCUAGCCCGUCAAACCCGAGGCCGGUUUAUAUUCACAUGAGCUCGUCGACAUCUACUGCUUACAUGAGUCCUCCGGAAGUGGUGCUACCUCAUUUCUUUAAGCGAGGCGUCAAGCCGUCUAGAAAAACGCACCGGGCUGCCGGAAACAUUGAAAAACAAGAAAAAAGAAAUGUUAUGCGUCAUGAACAUCAUUGCAAAAGCUAUUCUAGCUGUAAAAUAUUCGAAAAACUGUUAACUAAACCGAAAAUUGAUCGAUUAAAUUUUUGUGCCGAUAUGUACAGUAAUAAAAAUGAAUAUUCACCGUUUAGUUACGUGGGGAAUAAAUGUUCUGAGCGCAAUACGAGAGGCGCUUCUGAGUUGUGCUGCAAACACCACACUCGUAAAAUAAAACAUCACCGAAACGCCGCUAAAAAAACUAUGUCUACGUGUAACACUAAAAACGCUGUCAUGUAUAGUAAAAGAAAUAGAACAAGCACAUAUGCGAGCAAAUUAUCUAGGAAAUCUUGUAUUAGCCCUAUGAUUAAACAGUAUAUUCAGAAACUUCUUUCUUUGAAUCGGGAGGGUAUUAAAGCCAUUCAAAUAAUGAAUCAGGAUUGCAGCUCCGUGAAUACUCCAGCUAGUUCAAUCAUUAAUGUACCUACCAAUUUUAGUAAUGAUAAUUGCCAACGACGUCACUUGGUUAUGGGCAAUCGUGAUUGGGAAGAAUUUGGGAGGGUUCUGACCCAGCGAGUUCUUCAUAAUAAUGCUACACAUGCUAUGUUUAAUAGGUCAGACAACACCACCAAAGAUAGAAACAGAAAAGCACAUAAUAUAAAACCACGAAGAAAUAUGAAAAAUAAAAGAGUGCACAAAAUUAAGUCUUUGAAUAUAUCGAAAAAUAUUAUCGUAAAGACGAGCGAGGCAUCUACGAAGAUUAAAGUAGACAAGUGUGCAAGAAAACUUUUGUCUAAUGUUGCUACGAGCGGACAGGAUUCUCUUCCUCCGGCGGAUCAUAUUAAAAACAACUGGAAAUCAAGUGAGAAAAAUAAUAUUAUAAAAACUCGCACAACUAGUACUGAGGUAAAUAAACAUCAAAUGAAUCAAUAUGGCGGAAAUGUUUUUUGUUCAGAACAACCGAAAGCAGCAUCAUCUAAUAGCAAUAGUAAUGUUGAAAUCCCUUCAAAGCCCCUCAAUAUUUCAACGCAAACGAGUUGUACAGUUGACGGUGAAAUUAAUUUUAUAAAGUUAGCAGAAGGUAAACUUCAAAAUAUGGAAAAGAUAGCAGAUCUUACGGAAAAGUGCACUAAACGAUUAUCAAACUUAGCCAAGGUAUUGGAAGAGGUUAGAAAAAAUAAAUCAUUAGCCUACAGCCAAGUUUCAACAGCAGAUUCGACAUCGGAUUCAGAUCAAAAGUCAGACAAAAUGGUUUCUGCUGAAAAUGUUGAUUUAAAAAUUCCUUUAAAUAUUAGAGAUGACAUUGCGAAGAAUAAUAAUAAUCAAUAUAAUAUUGUUUCCACUGAUUAUGAAUCUUUAAUAUCAGGUGUACCAAACACUGGUCGUAAUGAAUUCCCACAAGACAAAAAUUCCGAUUUAUAUGAAACCAGUAAUUCUGAGUGCAUCAGCCAAUCGGCUUCAUCAAUUUCUACGAAUGGAGAUUGUCGUGAAACUAACAAUACGAAAUGUCGGAACAGGCCCCCACCCGCGUUGCUGCGGAUGAACUUAAAACGCCCUCAGGAUCACGUUGUGCCGCAUGAACUCUCAACUGUCAUGGAAGUUGAUUCUCCUUUGAGCGUGAAAUUCAAACAACAAUCACCAAUCAACACAAACCAAUCUACUAGCAGUGUUGCUGAUCCAAACAAGGACGAAGAAUGUACAGUGGAACGCCAGUUACACCCAGAGUUGGUUCUAAACAUUGUUAACAAAUCGAGUAAUGAAAAAAGCAAAGUGAACAGUGACUCGCCUGAAGACUCCAAGUUGCAGAUGAUGGAUCUUAAUCAGUUUAAUGAAAUCAUGUUAAAGCCAUUUGUUAGUCUUCAAGAAUAUGCUCGGGAUCAUUAUGAGAUUAGUACGCAUACGAAGCGUGAAAAUGUAUCUAAUGACCUCGGUAUAACAGACGACAUUAGCUCUCUUCAUUCAGACGGCAGUUUGCCAGACGUAGUGGCCGAAUUGCUUAAAAGAAAACUCAUCACUGAACCUUUUAGAUUUGAAACUGCGUCUAAUAUGAAUUCUACAACGUUAUCUUCCGAAUCUACACUAUCUGUCUUGGCUUUGUCAAAAGUCCGGAAAGAUAAGAGUAAAUCUAGAUUUGCCGCAAAUAAAGAAAACUUGGGUGAGACAUCAGACUCGUUAAGCAUUUCGUCGAAUCCUGAUUUAGAAAACGCUUUUAAAAAGCUUGGAAUGGGUUGGGCUUCGUCAACUUUGAAAAGGACUAAAGAGCGAUUAGCUUUAUCUUCCUCUUCAAACACGUCCAGUGCUAGUUUUUCCCAGGUCAAGUUCAAAAACUCAGCAAAACAAGAUGAACAAGGCACAGAUGCAAUUUGGUCCGUAUCUAAUAUUUCAAAAAAGUCUGCCUUGAAGCGUCGGUUAGAUACAUCAAAACAUGCAGAACAACAGACUUCAUUUACCAAUAACAUGACAGUUAAAGAAUUUUUAACUAAAGAACUGGCUAAAAAAAUAACUUUCACAGACAAGUCUAAUAGGAACGAUACUAAUCAGGAGUUCGUGUCUUUGUUCGAAACAAAAUUGCCAGAAAACUUUAAAAAUUCAUCAAAAACUAUGUUGGAUGAUAAUUCUGGAGAAAGUGUACCGAGUGGCAAUAACAGAGCGCGAACUUCCACGCCCGUCAAGCUUUUUAAAUCUGUGACGUAUCAUUCUAGCUCCAGUUCCAAUAUGUCUAACGGGCUGUUUAGUAACGCCGACGAAUUGUCCUCUGUCAAACUCACCUCGGCGUCGGCGCGACACCAGUCCGUGUCUGACAAGGAUGAACUAACUAUUCCUAAUUGCAGUCUAAAAAUGCGUAAAACUAUAUCCGAUUGUAGCAAAACAGAUUCCUGCUAAAUCAUUUAGUUUACACCCGUGGCAAUGUUAUACAGUUUUUUACAGAAAUAUUUUUAAAGAAUGGUUGAAUUUUCUAUACAUAUUGCGAUCUACGUGCCUAUUAUAUUUGCAUUUAAUAUUAAAAAAUAAAAGUAUUAAGAACAAA